AGCUCAGCCCAAUACUUCUCCGAUUACAAUGCUUAUUCAGGGUGACUGGGAAUGAUGCUGAUAAGAAAUCUGCUAAACAACAUCUUCAUUGGUGUUGGCGCGCGUGGCCCCUCUUCACUGAGCGUCAUCAUCACCAUCCAGACAUACGUCACCGAGGCCGCCCUGAACAGACAACCCUUCCCCAAAACCAUGUACUACAUUUGCAUUAGCGACUUUGUAAUUAAUCUCUUAUUACUAUUAAUAACGUUAGGUUUGAAGAAUGUAUGACGACUGUUUUUCGAAAAACCAAAUGUUUACCAAUGCUUUCGUUGAGAAAUGAUGGCCCUUAAUAGCAUGAU
Molecule: messenger RNA, 338 nt
Organism: Truncatella angustata
Lineage: Eukaryota; Fungi; Ascomycota; Sordariomycetes; Amphisphaeriales; Sporocadaceae
Exons: 1
Coding region: 52-267 (71 amino acids)
Source: RefSeq, a predicted model, not a curated record